This is a messenger RNA of Nezara viridula (southern green stink bug), 1723 nucleotides long. The record is from the annotation of a GenBank genome assembly. NCBI's taxonomy places the organism in Eukaryota, Metazoa, Arthropoda, Insecta, Hemiptera, Pentatomidae.
ACUUUUCCUUCUAAAGCAGCGACUUCUUCCCCACUCCUUCGAUUAUUGUGCAGUUUGAUUCCGUGUACCAUCAAGCUGCAAGAGGUUCAAGAAUUACAGAUCAUCAUGUUGGGGCUCAUAACAUCCUUAAUAUGCCUCGUGUUUGUAGCAGCGUACAUAUUUUUGAAGAGACGGUACACUUACUGGAAGAUGCUUGGAGUCGCCGGUCCAGAACCAACAAUGGUUGUGGGCAACAUGAAACACAUCAUCAGCCUCAAGUUCUCGGAGCCGGACAUGAUGAACGGCUGGUACAAAGAAUACAAGAACGAGCCCUACAUAGGGUAUUACAACUUCUGGAAGCCGACAUUGUUCGUUAUCGAUCCAGAACUGAUCAAAGCUAUUACUGAAACCGAUUUCAAUCACUUCACCGACCAUCCGAAUUUCACUACUGAAACAGAAACCGAUGCUAUUUUGGAUUCCUUAUUCGACAUGAAAGGAGCACGAUGGAAAGCAAAACGGCAGAUAUUUUCAAAACUAUUCAGUCCGAAAAAACAGAGGGAACUAUCGAACAUAUUGGAGGAACACCACGAUUCUUUGUUGGUAGAGGUCGAAGAACAGCGCAAGUCGAAGGAUGAGGUUGAGCUGAUGGGGAUAAUGGAGCGACAUAUAUUAAAAAUACUCACUUCCUUCAUGUACAGUAUUGAUUCGUCUCAGAAUCGAGAAAGACAUUCCAAGUUAUCGGAAUUAUCUGAAAUCUUCGCCCGUCCUCCUGGAUCUAGUGUACGCCGAUUUCUUUUCUUCAUAGUUUUUCCAAGUCUCUAUCAAAAAUUGAGAAUAUCGGCCUUUCCCAGUAUAUUUUGGAACUAUUUUUCUAAUUUCACCAAUGAACUCUUGCAUUCGAGAAAUGACAAAGGUGAUCGUGAUGAUUUGGUCGCUCUGAUUGCAAAAAUGCAAAAAGAAGGACUUCUAGAAUCUGAGAGAAUAGAAUACAAUGAAGCUGUCGGCCACGUGUUCUCGUUUUUAAUAGCAGGCCAUCACACGACGAUGACUACUUUGAGCCACGUUAUUUAUCAGUUAAGUCUUCACCCCCAGAUCCAGGAGAAACUUCGAACAGAAGUUGACAGUGUCCUCAAAGGCAAAGAUACUGUUACUUACGAUUCUAUAAGGCAGAUGAAUUACCUAGAUGGAGUUAUUAACGAAACGUUACGUUUGUAUCCGUUGCUGGGAAUUUUAAAGAGAACUUGUACACAAACGUAUAAGAUUAAUGACAAGUUGACCAUACCCAAGGGCAUGGACAUCAGCAUACCUGCUUAUUCUAUUCAUACAGAUCCAGAAUAUUUCCCAGAGCCAGAUAAAUUCUUACCGGAAAGAUUCACCGAAGAAAAAACACCAUCAGCUCUUUUCAUGUCAUUCGGUAAAGGGCCAAGACUGUGUAUAGGGAAACGGUUUGCAUACAUUUCGAUGAAGACUGUAAUAGCGAAAAUAAUUUCAGAAUACAUAAUAUUACCGGGAACAAAGACAAGAAACCCUUUGGUGUUCGACACUAGAACUUUUUUCAUAACUGUCCAUCCUAUCGACGGACUCCAUGUCAGGAUACAGAAGAGAAUGAAGUGAAUUGCAAAUGGUUGUUAAUAGUAAAACAUUGUUAUAAAAUGUUCCUGUAUAAGUCUGAAAAAAAUAUCUUUACCAAAAAGUCAUUUUGAUAUAGAAUGUAUUGUUUUAAUGGAAUAAAAUUAUUAAAUAA